AUGACGGACAAAGUAGUAUCCAUUACGCAGUACUCUUUGGAUCCGGCUCCCGGACUGGCUAACGCCGCGCUGUCUGGCCUGGACACCGCCACACACACAGCCGAUCCGGACCUGAGCCAAGAGCCGAUGCCGAUCCCCAAGAAGAGUGCGACCAUCAAGACAGAUAAACCCCGUCCCCAUGUCUGCGCCACGUGCACGCGCGCGUUUGCCCGGCUCGAACACCUCAAACGGCACGAGCGCAGCCAUACCAACGAGAAGCCGUUUCAAUGUGCGGCGUGCGGACGCUGUUUUGCACGGCGAGACCUUGUUUUGAGACACCAGCAAAAAUUGCACUCGUCGCUGCCGACAAACAACAGGGCAAAGGCGCCGCGCAAGGGCCGCGGAGUCAAGUCGUCCCCCCGUGACGGCGAGAUUGUGAGCGACUAUCUCAACGACAACAUCAACAUCGUCCGCAACAACACCAAUGCGCAACUGCCUCUGCCCAACAGCGGGAGCCCUCCGCUGGAGGAGGACGAGUCGGCCAGCCAGGGCGCAGAGUUUGUGGCUGCCGUCCAGCCAGGCUCAACCGGCCAGUUCUUCUCGCCACGAAACAUGCCCGGCCCCGGUCUCGCCCACGAUGACACCCCGUCCAGGGGUGCCUCUGUGGACGAAAGCAUGGACGCGGACAAAAACCACCGCAGAGCUCAUCGCCACGCGUCGUUCUCUGCGGCCACUUCCAACUCGUAUACGGGCUAUACCAACGACGCGCCGCAGCAGGUCCAAUUCAGCUCGCCGCAGCUCAGGUACCACCAGGGCGACAUUGUCUAUCUGGACCUGGACAACCUGGACCUACAGGGGCUGCACGAACACACUGCCAGCGUCCCGCAGGCGGCGCCGCCGGCCAUCACCUCGCUGUUCCAGGGCAAGCUCACUAGCCAGGAGUUUGACUUCACCCCUGAAAGCAGCGUCUUCAGCAACAACUCGCUCACAAGCCCGGAAAAAAAAGACAGUAAGCCCUCGACCGACGACGACCGGCAUCCGAACGAGGACUGGCUGUUUGAGUUCAUCAACGCGCCUAUCGAAACGGAGUUCCCGGCCGUCUCGAACCACAUCGGGUUCACCGACUCGCCGGCCACCAACAACUCCAACCACUCUCCUUUGUCCAACGACUCUCCAACGAACGAUCUCUCGCAGUUUUUCCGUUCCCGACAACUUGAUUUAUUCAAACAUAUUUCGUUUUCCCAGCACCAGCAACAUCCAGCUCACCCCGGUCGUUUUCCGGAAAUGGUGCGCACACAUAUCAUGAACAAGUAUCAACUGAAAGCGUCGCAGUUCCCGCAGUCCGACGACCUCAAUCAUUACCUAGCACUCUACGAAAUCGAGUUCGACAAGUACUUCCCGUUCGUUCACAUUCCAUCUCUGAACGUCGAGCGCGACCUUGAGCAGAUUCCGCUGCUGCUUUCGAUGGCGGCCAUCGGCGCGUUGUACUCGUUCCACGCGCGCAACUCGUCCACGCUUUUCAACUUCUCGAGGUUCCUGAUCCACAACUUUAUGGAGAGCCAGCUGGCACAGAACAAAUUCAACGAGGUGCCCCUGCACAUCACACAGGCGCUGCUGUUGCACAUGUUUCUGGGCAUGUUCCACAACGACGUCGAAGUGACAAAGCUGACCUCGCGCCAGCUCACUUCACUGGUGUCAUUGGUCAAGACCACCAAGUUGGACAUGCCCGUGGAAACGUUCCAGCUUCCACCAACCAUCACGACCGAGAUUUCCGGCAACUCAAGCCUUGUGAGGUCGUGCUAUGAAUACUUCAUCAGAGCGCAGAGCCGAAUUCGUACCGUCCACUGUCUUCAUUACCUUUGCGUGCUGUUUGGGUCGCUGAUCGGGUCUAAUAUCCAGCUCACUGCAGAUGACAUCAGAUGCGGGUCUCCGUGCUCACUGGAAAGCCUGUGGAAAAGCAAGACAGAAUUGGACUGGCUGACGGUGCUCAAAGAGAACAAUGUGCGUAUCGACUCGAAAUUCUCACUCAUUCAACUCAGCAACGGGUUCAACUCAUACAAAGACCUCUGGCGCGACCUGAACAACCAUACGCUCGACAAGGAAAUUGGGUUCCGGUGUCUCUUGUCGCUGCUGAUGUCCUUGAACGGAGAUAUCCAUCGCCAGCGCCAGGAACUGGCCAACUCCAAUAAAAGCGUCGGAGCCAACAUGGCUGAAUGGAGACUGGAAAUUAGACCGCAGCUGGAGAGCAUCAUCAAAUCGUGGGAAAGCUGUUUCAUCCGCAACGGCGGACCAAUAGUCCCGCGCGGCCAGAACCUGCACACAAUCAGCCAGAGUCCUGUCCUGAAGCUGAUUCUGCCGCUCCUGUCAUUUGCAAAAAUAUGCAAAUGCGUCUACAUUUCUCCAAUUCUGAAAAAAGUCUGGCACAGAGACUGGGAUGGCAUGAACACGGAAAUCAAAAACCUGACCGGCGACCUGGAGGCCCUGCGGGACUCUAUCAACUACUCGCUCGACAUCAUCAAUCUCUGGGUCGAGAUCAUCUCCAUCACCAACGAUGCCGAAAAAACGUCUGUCAGAACUCCGAUUUUCUUUUUGACGUGCCUGUUCACGUCCGCGCUUCUCAUCUCCGAAUACCUCUACACUACCGAAGAAUGGGCCAUCAACUAUCUGACGGCGCCAGAAAAAUUCAACGACCUCACUACAGCCGACAGAGUGCUCUGGCUCCGUACAGAGACCAUCUUUAAAAAGGUGGAAGAAAACUUGCUACCAAAAGGAUCCAACAACUCAUCGUACUCUGAAUUCCUGCGCAUCCAAGCUAACGGCGCGUUGGAUGUCGAGAUUCUGGACGACGAAAUAGCCAGACUGGCUUUGGAGCCAGGAGACUUGCGUCCAAUUGCCCAGAUCAUGAUGAGUGCUAGAUUGAGCUCGAGAUGCUUGUCUUUAGGAGUCCGUAUUUUGGCUGAUGCGCCCGUGUGGCCUAUUGCUCUGGUUUUUGCCGAGGCUUUGAAAGCUCGUGCGACAGCAAUUCACCACACGCAAUCCCGUUUCAGUCCAGGAUCGUCUCGUUAA
This is a messenger RNA of Ogataea parapolymorpha DL-1, 3045 nucleotides long. RefSeq lists its product as uncharacterized. NCBI's taxonomy places the organism in Eukaryota, Fungi, Ascomycota, Pichiomycetes, Pichiales, Pichiaceae. Gene Ontology annotation, molecular function: RNA polymerase II cis-regulatory region sequence-specific DNA binding; zinc ion binding; DNA-binding transcription factor activity, RNA polymerase II-specific. The transcript has a single exon. Gene Ontology annotation, cellular component: chromatin. Bases 1 to 3045 code for a protein of 1014 amino acids. Gene Ontology annotation, biological process: DNA-templated transcription; regulation of transcription by RNA polymerase II. The record is from RefSeq and is a predicted model, not a curated record.